Messenger RNA from Agrilus planipennis (emerald ash borer), 411 nucleotides. RefSeq lists its product as uncharacterized. Lineage: Eukaryota; Metazoa; Arthropoda; Insecta; Coleoptera; Buprestidae. The record is from RefSeq and is a predicted model, not a curated record. The transcript is spliced from 2 exons. The coding region runs from base 17 to 370 and encodes 117 amino acids.
AGACAGUAAUAUAAUAAUGACCUUAUUUAAUUUUCGUUGGUUACGAAGAUUUAUUAGACGUCAUACAAGACCAAUUGCAGAAACUGACGCUGAAUAUUGGAAGAGGGUAUUUUCAUUUUCAUAUAUGUUUUUGGCUUGGAAUGCUUUCGGAGUCGUGUGUUUUGCUGCAUAUAACGGAAAACUUGAUUGGGCGAAGUAUCAUGGUGUCAAAACAGACGAAGAAUUGCAUUUGUCUUCAGCACAGCAGUUUUCAAGGGCACUGGGCAUUAAAAAUUCAAAAGUCAUUAAAGUAUCUGGUUUAGAUGUAAGCAGCUAUGAAAUACAUAACAAAACUGAUGAAACUGGCACUGACAAAACAGAAACUGAUUGAAUUCAUAAAUUAAUUGGUAAUUAAUUAAUUCGUCAGUUAAA